Ectocarpus sp. CCAP 1310/34 is the source of this 2920-nucleotide messenger RNA. NCBI's taxonomy places the organism in Eukaryota, Phaeophyceae, Ectocarpales, Ectocarpaceae. The record is from the annotation of a GenBank genome assembly.
GCACGACCCGCGCCUGCAAGAACACCUCAGGCGACGCGCUCAACGGGUGCUCGAGGUCAGCGCCAGAAAAACCGAGACAUCUCCGAGACAGCCACCAGCGCAGAGAGUAUUGUAUGGGCCAAGCUUGACCGCAGGAGGCGGACAGCGACGCAAGCAGGGAGAGAGAGGGGGCGUGUGGUGAGGGCCACACAUAUGAGCCUGGAAACCAGCAGCAGGAUUCUCCGUACUGUGUCUCCCGGCGGGGUUUUGCCCGCGGUUUGGAGCGAGUUUACUCGCGAAUACCAAGCGCUGUCGCCUGACGAAACGCGAUCCUCUAAUAUGUGCGUUAGAGCCGGCGCGACGAUGUCCACGAAACGUCAGGGCUACCAAGCUAAGACGGAGGCGACGGAGCCGCAGCCGACACAGCAGCAGCUCUUCCGCCAGCUGGGGUCUCCCAUCGAGGGUGUCGAUAGGGUCGGCGGGGGUCGGCGAGACCCCGACUUGGGCGGCUCGCACGGCCAGCACCGGCACCACGGCUGGCCGCCUCUGCAGCACCAACAGCACCAGCACCAGCAGCCCCAACAACAUCAUCAGCAACCGCCACACCAUCAAAACGGCAACAACGAUGACACCUCCGCCGCCGCAGUAGCAGCAACUGCAGCCGCAGCCGCAGCCGCAGCCGCUGGAGGGGGAUUAGAUAACCCAAGGCUCAAGCGCAAUAAGCCCGUCAAGUGGAGUGCCGAGGAGGAUCGUAGGCUCCGCGACGCUGUUGUCAGGUUCUCUGAAGCGCGUUGGAAGGACAUCGCUAGUCUGGUGCAGACACGCAAUCACGUUCAGUGCUUGCAGCGGUGGAAGAAGGUUCUAAAGCCGGGGCUUGUCAAGGGGCAGUGGAGCGCCGAAGAGGAUGACCGGCUGGUGGGACUGGUGGAGAAGGGGUUCCGUAACUGGGGACAGGUGGCGUCGUUUAUGGACGGAAGGACUUCCAAGCAAUGCCGUGAACGGUGGUGCCACCAUCUCGAUCCUGCGGUACGCAAGGGUGGCUACACCACUGAGGAGGACGAGCUCAUUAUUUUCUUGCAGGGGGAGGUCGGAAACCGGUGGGCAGACAUCGCGAAACGGUUGACGGGGAGGACGGAAAACGCUGUCAAGAUCCGCUGGAAGGCCCUGAACCGGCGCCAGCGGGACGCGCGGAACAAAGCCGCGGCGGCGGCGGCUUCUCCCGCCGCCCCAACCGGCCACCGGUUGCUGCCCCGUCCCGCCGCCGGCGCCUCUAACGGCCCGCUGUCGUCGUCAUCGUCGUCGUCCGACGCCGGCGGCAGGGGCGCCGUGGAUGAACGAGAAACGGUGAGGGGGGGUAUGAUGGUCGGACCUGGAGGCGGCGGCGGCGGAGGGAAGACUUUCGCUCGAGCAUCGUCGACGUCGUCUUCCUCCUCCUCUUCCUCGUCUUCCGCUGCCGCUGCCAAUGGAGGCGGCGGUUCCUCGUCCUCUGAAGCCGCAUCUCGGAGGCAAAAAGGCGGGGGCGGCGGUGCUCGGGCGGCGAUGGAUACACCGGCGGCGGCGUCCGGCGUGGCAGGACCGGGAGGGAUGUCGAUGAGAUAUUCAAGCUUGCCGCCGUCGUCGUCGUUGGCGAACAUCAAGCCGAACCUAACCCCGGCGGAGGCGGGGGAUAUCCACGCGGGGCAUGCACGGCGCUCUCUAUCGUAUCCCGCCGCCUUUGCCGCCGCCAGCGCGGCAACCUCCUCCUCUCCAGGCUACCCGAUCAACGACGCCGCCGCGGGCGCCGCCGCGACCUGCGCGUCUUUGGGGAGAAUAGACCGGCCCCCGGGCGUCGGGGUCGGCGCGGGUUUUCAACAAGAAUCGGGACAGGCGGUAGCGGGCAGCUGCUGCGGGGGCGGGAGAGAAGGGGGAGAAGGAAAGAGCGGCCGCCAGCAGUGGUCACAGAAGGUUGUCGGCGGCGAAGCGUCGUCGUUCGACGACCGGGCCCCCUUGACCGGUUCCGGUUUGGUGGCCGCUGCUGCCGCUGCCGCGUCCGCCGGUACUGGUUCGGGGAUGGUCCCCUCCGUCAAGGGGGUGGCGGCGCCGGAAGGUGCGCGGGCCUCGCCGUCGCGCCGGUAUCCUUUCGCUUCCGGCGACGGCGGCGGAGGCGGUGGCGGAGGCGACGAGCGCCCGGCGGGCAGCGGCGGCAAGAUGGAGUGCGCGGGCGCAGGCGACGGGGGCCUGCACCGCCUGUGCGCGGCUCUGGCCAACGUCGAGGCCAUGGACAACAUGCACAAGCGAGGAAGCGGCGCUGUGGCCGCCGCCGCCGCGCGCACGGCAUCAUCAUCCCGAGCCUCGCCCAGGCGGGCAGAGCUAGAGGGCGGCGGCGGCGGCGGUAAGCGUAGUGGCCGCUCGACCCCGUCCGGGGAGGAGGAGGGACAACAGCAACAGCAAGUCGGGGGCAAGUCGCCGGGCGCCGCCGCCGCUGCUGCUUCGCGCACGAAACGCGCUAGGGAUGAUGGUGUUGAGGUCGGCAAGGCGCAAGCAUCGGCAGGAGGAGCAGCGGCGGCGGAGGAGGGAGGAGGAUCACCGAGUAAGGUGGCGUCCGAUCCUCCUCCGGCUAAGAGACCGGCCAGGUCCCCGGCCAACACCGACGCCGCUGUGCCGACCUCAUACUCACCACCAGCCGCCGCCGCCGCCGCCGCCGCCAGUUCGGCUGCCGCUCCGGGCGCAGCGGCUGUGGCCGGCAGCCUUGCAUCUCAUGAUUAGAGACUAGUUCGUCAUCGUGAGCGAUCUGUCUUCGGAUAGAUCUGUGCGGGUUGGGGGUAGCUAGUCGUAAAACGAAUCCCUUGCCGUAGUCCGUAGUAGCUCCGUUCUGUCGAUUUCGCGACGAAGGAGGGCAGUAAAUCCUGCCAAUUUACGGCAUCAGUUUUGGGGGCCCGCGUUUGCGGUCGGGGGGGGGGGG